Molecule: messenger RNA, 2352 nt
Organism: Esox lucius (northern pike)
Lineage: Eukaryota; Metazoa; Chordata; Actinopteri; Esociformes; Esocidae
Product: cytochrome P450 2M1-like
Exons: 9
Coding region: 105-1604 (499 amino acids)
Biological process (GO): xenobiotic metabolic process
Cellular component (GO): cytoplasm; intracellular membrane-bounded organelle
Molecular function (GO): oxidoreductase activity, acting on paired donors, with incorporation or reduction of molecular oxygen, reduced flavin or flavoprotein as one donor, and incorporation of one atom of oxygen; iron ion binding; heme binding
Source: RefSeq, a predicted model, not a curated record
UACCCUACGCACAUAUGCAAACUACCUGCCUUACUACACAUUUUUAAAAGCUUUGAGCACAUUCACAACGGAUCAAUAUAAUACUUUUUCCGUGAUUAUUGAGGAUGGAAGAUUUACUUCAUAUUUUGCAGGUGAACUUUGCAACUAUUAUAAUGGUUGUGGUCGUUGCUAUGCUGCUUUGGAUGAAUAGAGGGAAGCAAAUCUCACGUUUACCACCGGGUCCUAAACCGAUUCCUCUGCUCGGUAACUUAUUACAAAUGGAUUUGAAAGCGCCAUACAAGUUCUACAUGGAGCUCAGUAAGAAGUAUGGGUCAGUUUUUACCGUAUGGCUGGGCUCCACACCUGUAGUAGUGCUCUCUGGAUAUCAGGCUAUCAAGGAAGCUUUUGUCAACCAGGGAGAAGAGUUCAGUGGCAGAGCCAACUACCCUCUCAUCAUGACCAUCACUCAGGGAUAUGGAGUGUUGGUGAGUAGUGGGAAAAGAUGGAAAGAUCUUCGCAGGAUAUCCUUGAUGACUCUGAAAAACUUUGGGAUGGGGCGCAGGACAAUUGAACAGCGGAUCCAAGAAGAGGCUAAGUUUCUGAUUAAAGCCAUUCAUGAAUAUAGAGAUUCAGUUGUCAAUCCCAAGAAAAUGAUUUGCAAUUCUAUCGGCAAUGUGAUCAGUUCCAUAGUCUUUGGACACCGGUUUGAAUAUAACAAUCCAAUGUUUCAACUCAUCCAAAAGGCUGUUGAUGACUACUUCAGUGUUCUCAGCAGUCCUAUAGGAGCGAUGUUUAACAUGUUCCCUCGAAUUGUUUGGUGCUUUCCAGGCAAACAUCAUAGAAUGUUUGCCACCAUAAACCAGGCCAAAGAUUACAUGCGGGCGCAGGCAGAACUUCGUCUUAAGAACCUGGACACCUCUGACCCUCAGGACUUACUCGAAGCAUUCCUAAUUAAAAUGCUUGAGGAGAAAGAUGAUCCCAACACUGAGUUCUGCUAUGACAACAUGGUGAUGACUGCAUGGAACCUGUUUAGUGCUGGAACAGAAACAACAUCUUCCACCUUAAGACAGUCCUUUCUGAUGAUGAUGAAGUACCCUUCUAUUCAAGGGAAAGUUCAGAAGGAGAUAGACGAUGUGAUUGGCUCAAGAGUUCCAACGGUUGAUGACAGAGUGAAAAUGCCCUACACGGAUGCAGUCCUCCAUGAGGUCCAGAGAUUCAUGGACCUCGCCCCCACCUCUGUCCCCCACAAAGUAAUCAGAGACACAGAGUUUCACAACUACCUCAUCCCAGAGGGUACCAUGGUCUUGCCUCUGUUGUCCUCUGUGCUGUGUGAUCCUGAACUGUUUAAGAACCCAGAUGAGUUUGACCCAGAGAACUUCCUGGAUGAAAACGGACGCUUUAAGAAAAAUGAUGGAUUCCUCGCUUUUGGAUUGGGGAAGAGGGCGUGUCUGGGAGAGGCUCUGGCCAGAAUGGAGCUGUUUCUCUUCUUCACCUCCCUGCUGCAGUGCUUCACCUUCAGUGGGACCCAACCCCCAGAGGAGAUCAAUAUCAACCCAGAGUGUGCCAGUUUUGGUCGCAUGCCACGUUCCUAUGAUUGCUACAUCAAAGUCAGGACCGUGGAGUGACCACUUUCCUGUCUGGAGCAGUAUCUGGCUGAAUGUUAGCUGCAUUUUCCUUUUACAUCUUUUCAUUGUAGACGACUCUGGAGGUUGUUUAGGGAAUUGUAUCUUACCAUAAUCUACAGUUACAAUUUCUAAGGUAUGGUUUUAUACUUCUAGGUUAAUUUGCAUUAACCUACACAUUUCACCCAUUUGUAAGAAUGAUUAUCAAAUGGAAAACGUAAAAUAUGGUGGACCAAUUAUAAUAUAUAUUUCUAAAGCAAUGUUAAAUAAAACAUUGUCUGUGUGAUCCUGACAUCCACCUAUAUUCAUAGGUAAAACAUAAUCCAACUAGAUUCAUAAUCGAUACACUGCUUGGACGUUUAUACAUAAAUCUAUUCACGCAAGCUAAGAUUAAUCAGAAUCAACCAAAAGUCAAAGGAAGUGAUGGAGCCCAGAAAGUAGGUCUAUAACUUCUUUAAUUAUUUAGCAACGUUCAAGCUCUGCUAAGUCAUCUCUCCAAACAAUAGCUUUCAUAUUGUUAUCCACCAUGCCUCGAAUGCAUAACUUUUUGUAAGCAGCCAGGUAGGUUGAAAUACAUCUGUUAAAAUGACUUGCUGUCUGAGCGUUCGGCUAUAAAUGCACCCACUACAGGCUGGUUAAAAUCAAUGUUAUGGUACAAAUGCUUCUCACUACACCACCAACAUACAUAAUCACAUGUUUGUCUUUUUGCCGGACCGCGUAAGCCCAAUUUGGAUAUUUUUACUUAGGGGUG